GGCGCAUACCGGUGUUCGCCUGACAGGGAGCAUGUGCAGCAGGUGGUGGUUUCCCUUGUCGCCGAGACAACUUGGACGAUCCACAAAAUUUUAACCCGAAAGAGCGCCAUUAUUCUCUAGUCUCCACGGCUGACCGAUACUUUUAUCUCCUCCAUCUCCAUUCCUAUCUUACUAGUAAUAGAGGGGGUGUAAUCAAACAUCAUUCGAUCACCGUUGCUGCAUCUGCUGCUCUUGCUAAUACGAUUUGCUCGAUUUGCUCGAUAGGAAUCCGGACAUUCGGAUUGCCUUUCUAUUGGCAGCUGAAUUUUUCGAGACUUUCUUCGAACAUCUUUUUGCAAGUCGUGCAUAGCAUCGGUAUUAUUAGCAACUAUCAACCACCAAUAAAUCUAUCUUCACCUCCGCUUGUUUUUCGCCCACGAUGUCCGGCACAAUGAGAGGUACGCCAAGUCGCAACCAAAAUCGCGGCGGCCGAGAUCCAUUUGGGGGAGCUGCCAGUCCUGCCAAUUCAAACAUUCCUAGACCAGUUCUCGACGGUCAUGGCCAUUCUCACCAACCCUCGCCGAGCGAUGCCGCCUCCGGAAUUAGCGCAAGUAGACAGAAGCAGAGCAAACGAGAUGAGGCCAUCCGAAAGAAACUGGAGAGCGAUCUCUCCAAGAAGAAGCACCUCACCGGCCGAGCUCGACAUUCGCGCAAAGCCCCACCCGGAACCGUCCUCGCUCUCAAGCCUAGCCCUGCCCUCCAGAUCAAGCCGGGCACCACUGUCGCCGAGGCCGCUCAGCUAAUGGCAGCCAAGAGGGAGGACUGUGUGCUAGUUACAGAUGAUGAUGACAGAAUCGCUGGUAUCUUUACGGCGAAAGAUCUCGCUUUUCGAGUAGUCGGCACUAACCAGAAGGCCAACAACGUCACUAUUGCCGAGAUCAUGACUACGAACCCCCUUUGCGCCCGCACCGAUACGAGCGCCACCGAGGCUCUCGACCUCAUGGUUCGCCGAGGGUUUAGACAUCUGCCUGUCAUGGAUGAGAACCAGGACAUCUCGGGUAUCCUCGAUAUCACGAAGUGUUUCUACGAUGCCAUGGAAAAGUUGGAGCGCGCAUACGCAUCUUCGACAAAGCUCUAUGCCGCGUUGGAAGGUGUACAGUCCGAAUUAGGUACUAGCCAACCCCAGCAGAUCAUCCAGUAUGUCGAGGCUCUGCGCUCCAAAAUGUCCGGGCCAACUCUAGAGAGUGUGCUGAACGGUACACCACCCACAACCGUCAACGUCAGAACCACUGUAAAAGAGGCAGCGACACUGAUGAAGGAGAAACGCACCACUGCCGUGUUAGUUCAAGACCAAGGUCAAAUUACGGGUAUCUUCACGAGCAAGGAUGUGGUAUUGCGAGUUAUCGCACCUGGUCUAGACCCUGCGACCUGCAGCGUCGUUCGCGUCAUGACACCGCACCCCGAUUUCGCCCCCAUGGAUAUGAGCAUCCAAGCUGCUCUCCGAAAGAUGCAUGAUGGUCAUUACCUCAACCUCCCGGUUAUGAAUGACCAGGGUGAAAUUGUUGGCAUGGUUGACGUGCUUAAGUUGACCUAUGCGACACUUGAGCAGAUCAACACCAUGGGAACGUCAGGUGACAGCGAAGGCCCCGCGUGGAACAAAUUCUGGCUGUCUCUUGACAAUGAGACUGAGUCGAUGGUUUCCGGGGAUGGCAGUCAUCACCACGGUGGCACUAUGGUAUCCCGGUCUAUAUUGUCCCCCGAUGCCCAGCGUGAACGUAUGAAUGACUUGGUAGCGCCCGGUGAUAGCGCUUCCCAUGUGGGCGCUGAAUCAUCGCCGGUACACUCCUCGCUUGCCCACCAACAGGCGGGAGAUACGCCGUUUGCGUUCAAAUUUAAGGCACCAAGUGGUCGUGUCCAUCGAUUGCAAAUCGUCGCGAGCGAUGGCAUCGAAAAUUUUGUUGAGAGCGUGUUAGGUAAGCUCGGCAGCGAAGUGGACGCCAUCGGCGGUGCACCAGUAGUAGAAGAUGGCAGGCUGAGCUCCGGCGGUUUUGCUAUGAGCUACCUAGAUGACGAGGGCGACACAGUCAGCAUCACGACUGAUCAAGAUCUCCUGGAAGCGGUUCUGCUCGCGCGACACCAUCACCGCGAGAAAGUUGAUCUUUUUGUCCAUGAUCCGGAGAAGCCACCGGUUGCCGCUGCCCCUCAGCACGAUAACUUUGCUACCCCGGCUCCAAGCUCGGCUCCCUCCGAUGUUCGUCGCAGACGACAUACGCACGAUGACGAUGAGGAGUACGAGAGCGACGAGGACUAUGCGUCGGCCAGGCGUCGUAAGAGAAGCAGUGCCUACAUCGAGCCCGAACAGGUUAUCGCCGGCGUGCCUAACGAGUUACUACUCCCCGGUGCUAUCGUCGCUCUAGCAGUGGUCAUUGUAGGCGUUUUCACCAUCUCGAGGGCAACCAGCCGGUAAGAAGUUUUGACAGUUGGAAGUGGAAGCAUGGCUAUCGGAGUUUGCGAGUGCAAGGGGGGAACAUGGGGGAACAGGAAUGCGAGAUGGGGAUGUAGAUACUUGUUCUCAACCCUGAUGGUGAAGAAUAGAUCACUUCGUAAUAGCUAACUUAUACCUGGCCUAUUGAAAUUACAUUGAGUUUUCUACA
Molecule: messenger RNA, 2633 nt
Organism: Annulohypoxylon truncatum
Lineage: Eukaryota; Fungi; Ascomycota; Sordariomycetes; Xylariales; Hypoxylaceae
Product: CBS and PB1 domain-containing protein
Exons: 3
Coding region: 419-2446 (675 amino acids)
Molecular function (GO): protein binding
Source: RefSeq, a predicted model, not a curated record